UUUUCUUUAUGUUCAAUAUAUCGGCGUUUCGUUCGACACCAAUCACCAUUUUAGAAGAAAAAGUGAGCAUUAUCUGGUUUUAGCCCAGGUUUUAGGUAACGAAAACAGUACAGCCGUCGUCAUGUCCAUGUCGAAAACCACGAACACCUACAAUCGGCAGAACUGGGAGGACGCCGAGUUCCCGAUUCUGUGCCAGACUUGCCUGGGUGACAAUCCGUACGUGAGGAUGAUCAAGGAGCGCUUUGGAAAGGAAUGCAAGAUUUGCACGCGUCCGUUCACCAUAUUUCGAUGGUGUCCUGGCGCCCGGAUGCGCUUUAAAAAGACGGAGAUAUGCCAAACAUGUGCGCGCCUGAAGAACGUGUGUCAGACCUGCCUUCUGGAUCUCGAGUACGGAUUACCCAUUCAGGUUCGCGACGCCGCCCUCAAAGUGGCAGACAAUAUGCCGCAGAGCGACGUCAACAAGGAGUACUACAUCCAGAACAUUGACGCCCAGCUGCAGGACGGAGAUGGAACUGAGGCGGCCGGGGCAGUUGGCCGAUCCCUCGCGGCUAACGAGAUGCUUUCCAAGCUGGCGCGCACGGCGCCGUACUACAAGCGAAACAGGCCGCACAUAUGUUCCUUCUGGGUCAAGGGAGAGUGCAAGCGUGGCGAGGAGUGCCCCUACCGGCACGACAAACCCAACGAGCCUGACGACCCGCUGUGCGAGCAGAACAUCAAGGACAGGUACUACGGACGAAACGACCCAGUUGCCGAGAAAAUCAUGAAGCGGGCAGCCUCGCUUCCUACCCUCGAGCCGCCGGAGGACCGCAAUAUAACCACUUUGUAUGUGGGAAACCUCCCCGAGGAAAUUACUGAGCCAGAGCUGCGAGAUCAGUUCUACCAGUUCGGAGAAAUUCGUUCCAUCGCCUUGGUGCCACGCCAGCAGUGCGCUUUUGUGCAGUACACCAAGAGGAACGCUGCAGAGCUGGCCGCCGAGCGAACCUUUAACAAAUUGGUGAUCCAGGGCCGGAAGGUUAGCAUUAAGUGGGCCCACUCCCAGGCCAAACAAAACACCGCCGCAAAGACAGACAGACGCUUUGACAUCACCGGCAUUCCGCCACCCAGUGCGAAGCCGAACGACUACUUUAAUCUGCGCCAGGAGCAGAUCAACGUCAUGCCUGCCGGAAUGAAGCUGCACCAGCUACCUUCGAACCUUGUCCCGGCGUCGGCAUACCAGAUGUACGGUCAGCCGACCUACGCGGCGCCCUACGGCAAUGCCAGUUCCACAGGCGCUUCUACCUCGGGUGUGAGUCUUGACUCCAUAUCGAUACCUCCGCCACCUGGCCAAGUACCCUAUCCCAGCCAGGAUGCCAGCCGAAUGGGUGCUGUGAAGAAAUAGAAAGUUCUACAGAGGUUCGGUUUAAGAUAAGCCUUUUAUAGAAUCCAAUAAAAAACAAGAACCCUGAA
Molecule: messenger RNA, 1446 nt
Organism: Drosophila takahashii
Lineage: Eukaryota; Metazoa; Arthropoda; Insecta; Diptera; Drosophilidae
Product: pre-mRNA-splicing factor RBM22
Cellular component (GO): U2-type catalytic step 1 spliceosome; Prp19 complex; U2-type catalytic step 2 spliceosome
Molecular function (GO): metal ion binding; pre-mRNA binding; U6 snRNA binding
Source: RefSeq, a predicted model, not a curated record